Eimeria tenella is the source of this 769-nucleotide messenger RNA. RefSeq lists its product as uncharacterized. Gene Ontology annotation, biological process: regulation of gene expression. The annotation marks the transcript as partial. Gene Ontology annotation, molecular function: histone binding. The transcript is spliced from 8 exons. Gene Ontology annotation, cellular component: nucleus. The record is from RefSeq and is a predicted model, not a curated record. NCBI's taxonomy places the organism in Eukaryota, Apicomplexa, Conoidasida, Eucoccidiorida, Eimeriidae.
GACCUGCUUGAGCUGGAACCCUUACCGCGGCGGCCAAAUUGUCUCCUGUGGCUCUGACGGGACUUGGACUGUCCACGACGCCUUUGCUGCCUUGCAGUUAAAACCAACAGAAGGCGCCAAAAGUGUUUUAGCUUGCGAAAUGCCAACGAGGCUAAAUUCCUGCUGCUGGGCAGCAGCAGACAUUCUUAUUGCUGCAGCAGAAGACAGUGUGGCGUCUCUUUGGGAUAUCCGCCAAGCCCCGACAGAGCCGAUUGGCAAGGUGACCUGCAAAGGCAGUCCCAUCAACUGCAUCGCCACGACUCCGUUGAAGCCCGAGCUGUUCGUUUGCGGCGGCGACGACGGGCUGCUGCAACUGUACGACCGUCGGCGGCUGUGCGCAGCUGUCCAUACACUCGAAGGGCCAAGCGCAGCUGUCCAUACACUCGAAGGGCCAACUGCAUGCAAAGUUUCUGCAGUUUCUUUUUCUCUUCAAAAGCCCUCAUUUCUUUUAAGUGCAGAUUCCAACAAAUACACCUUUUUGUGGGAUUUGGAAAAAGCAGGAGAGGAACAAGACCCCGAAGACGCAGAAGACGGGCCCCCCGAGCUCCUCUUUACUCAUGGGGGCCACCGCGCCGACGUCUACGACGCCUCAUGGAACUGCGAAGAGCAGUUUCCCCACUUAGUGGCGUCCGUGGCAAAUGAUAAUCAGCUGCACAUUUGGCAGCCGAAAAGUUCUGUCUUUUUUGAAGAAGAAAGCGAAAGAGAGGAGGACGCGGACGAGUUAGAAUGA